Emiliania huxleyi CCMP1516 is the source of this 2079-nucleotide messenger RNA. Its product is annotated as cytochrome oxidase deficient. Bases 1 to 2079 code for a protein of 692 amino acids. NCBI's taxonomy places the organism in Eukaryota, Haptophyta, Isochrysidales, Noelaerhabdaceae. The transcript has 5 exons. The record is from RefSeq and is a predicted model, not a curated record.
AUGGCCAACCCCCUUUGCCUCACCAGCAAUGUGUUCAAGGACCCGCAUCUAAACUUUGCAUUCGGAGGCAACGCCGAUUUUCGCGGCCGCCACGGCGUGCUCUACAACUUUCUGUCUGCGCCGGGCCUUUCAGUCAACAUCAAGACGGAGGAAGCGAUCUUCAAAAUUCACGACGGCGCGCUCACGGUGAACGGAUCAUUUUUGACAGAGGCGCACGUGGUCGCGCGAGUCGGUGCAGUGGGCGGGCAUGCCGGGCACAAGGCGGUCGCCUCGUUCUGGUCGACCGAGCUGAACGAGCACAACUGGGGCUUUCAGGUGGUGAACGGAAGCUGCGGCGGUCGCCCCUUCAAAUUCGGUAAACACGGGGGGAAGAAGUGCUUCGAGCUCACCAUGGCAAUGGAGCACUCUUCGGCCUCCUUCGCCCUGCCGGAUUGGACCGUGACUGUCCACGGAAUGCGCUCUGUUCCAAACGACCUGGACUGGGUCGCGGGGCCCCGCCAUCGGCUGGACAUCAGCUUCGCCAGCCGCGGCUCGCUCGCCCGCUCCAAGCCACACGGACUUAUAGGCCAGUCGUUUGCCACCCCGGGCCUGGUUAGGAACGGCAAGGUCGACGAGUACCCUUGGGAGGGUUCGUUCACCACGAGCGCAAUGGCCGAGGGCGCCAUCGAGGGAGCGGCGUCGCAGUACGAGGUGGCCUCGCCUUUCGCGACAUCCUUCGCUUUUGGGCGCUUCGACGCGGCAGCUGUUAACGUCGAUCCCUCUCCGAAGCACGAGGCCUCGGGCGUCAUCGACGCCUCCUCCGUCGAGCGCGUCUCAGUGCCGGCGCUAGCCGCAGAGCGGCGCCGGCUCUCCGAGGCUCCGUGCCCGCCACCGUCACCAGCGGCGGCGUGCCAGGCUGUUUCGGCUGGCUGCUCCAGCAGCCUCUCGUGCACCGAGGACCAGUGCCUCGGCUGCAAGGACGGUUGCGACUGCCGCUGGUCCGCCACCGUGCCCGAGGAGUGUGCCGACACUGCCACAUCCCCGCUGGGUGUGUGCUCCGGCAACGAUUCCCGCUGCGGGCACUUCAACAAUGGCAACCCGACCAGCAAUGUCAACAACGCGCCUGGCUGCCCCGACGCGAGCUCGUGCACCGAGGCCUCGUGCCUCGGCUGCGUCGAUGGCUGCGACUGCCGCUGGAGGGAGUCUCGCACCGCCACCGUCUCGGCACCACCCCCGCCGCCGCCCCCCGUGCGCGCCACAAAGAUUUAUUGUCAGAACAGCAACGAGGUCUGCGACGCGGAUUGGUGGUUCGAGCCGUCGUUCAACAACAGGGUUAUGGACGGCUCCGCGGGCAAAGAGAUGUGGUGCCAGGGGUCGAACGCGAUUUGCGCCAUCAUGGACGCUGAGAAGGUCAUCUGCAGUGGGUCAAAGGCCCAGUGCUACUACAAGCCAGGAGAGGCCUUCCGCUGCGUGGGCAACGGCUGCCCCACCUGCCUCGGCGCGGGGGCCCAGUGCAUCGAGGGCAGCGCCGUCGGCGAUUGGUCGCACAUCCAGAUGAACAGCGCGAUUGGCGCGACGAUGACCUUCGACGGAUCGGGCAGCUACACCCAGAUCAAGUGCACCGGCGUCUCCUCAAAGUGUAACUGCGGCGCUGCCGAGAAGUGCGAGUGCCCGGGGACGGCGAGCCGGCUGUGUCGGCCGCCGCUGGCGGCCUUUCGGCUGCUGAGCAGCGCCGCCGGGCCGAGUGCGCCCUCGCCCAGCGCGAGCGCCGCGCGCCGAGCCAUGCGAAGCCCGGUCACGUGGCUCUCGGCGGCGGCGACGCUUGGCGUGCUGUAUGCCGGCUACGAGUGGCAGUACCAGCGGCAGCUUCAUCGGCAGCGGGCGGCGGGGCGGCCCGACCUGGGCGGGCCGUGGUCGCUGGUCGGCGUCGACGGCCAGCGCGUCACCUCGGAGCAGCUGCAGGGGCAGUGGGUGCUGCUGUACUUUGGCUUCACAAAGUGCCCCGACAUCUGCCCGCAGGAGAUGGACAAGCUGACGGCGGUGCUGCGGAGCCUGGACGGGAAGGGGCAGCGGAGUUCCACGAACGGUUCCUCCCGCUGA